AUGUCGAAAUCCAAGCCAAGUUCUGAUGUGCGUAGAAGACGCAUCGGGCUUUUGUUUUUGUUUUUGAGUGUUUGUUCUUCGUUCUAUCUUUUCAAAACAAACACCAAUCAAACCACCCAUGUUUCGCUAACAAAUCUUGUAACCCACAUUCUCUCAAAAGAAUUCGCGAAUUCAAACGUUGUUUUAUCCCCGCUUUCAAUCCAAUUAGUCCUGGGUUUGAUAGCAGCCGGAUCCGAAGGCCAAACACUCGACCAGUUGCUCUCGUUACUUGAAGUAAACACCAUCGAGGAACUCAACGCUCUUUCUUCACAGCUUGUGUCCUCGAUCAUGACUGAUGCUAGCAAAAGUGGUGGACCUCGUUUGGCAUUUGUAAACGGAGUUUGGGUUGAUCAAACUAUUAGUCUUAAAGAUUCUUUCAAACAGGUUGUGGGCACUGUUUAUAAGGCCAUUACUAAGCAAGUCGAUUUCCAGUCCAAGGCUGAUGAGGUAACCGAAGAAGUAAAUCUGUGGGCCAAAAAUCAUACCAAUAGCCUUAUCGAAAAAAUGCUGCCUCCUGAUGCCGUUGAUAGAUAUACGAGACUCAUCUUAGCAAAUGCACUUUAUUUCAAAGGAGUCUGGAAGGAGAAGUUUGAUCCGUCAUUGACGAUAGAACACGACUUCCACCUCCUCGACGGAAGCAAAGUGCAAGUACCCUUUAUGACCACCAUGAAAGAUCAACUUGUGGGUGAAUAUGAUGGUUUCAAAGUCUUGGGUCUUCCCUACGUACACGGAGAAGAUAAACGUCAUUUUACAAUGUAUAUCUAUCUCCCAGAUAAGAAUGAUGGCCUCUCAUCUUUGAUACAGAAAAUAAAUUCAGAGUCUGGUUUCCUGGAAUCUCAUAUUCCUCUUGGAAAAGUAGAAAUAAGGAAGUUUUUGGUCCCUAAGUUCAAGAUCUCAUCUGGGUUUGAAGUUUCUGAUAGUUUGAAGGAAUUAGGUGUUGUAUUGCCAUUCAAAGAUGGAAGCCUAACCAAAAUGGUGGAACCACCCAAUCCAGAGCUUUUUGUGUCCGGCAUUCACCAGAAAUCGUUUGUGGAGAUAAAUGAAGAAGGUACGGAAGCUGCAGCUAUCACAUAUUCUACAGUAAUGGCUAAGUCUGCGAGGUUUACAUAUCCUGACUUUGUGGCAGAUCAUCCAUUUUUGUUUGUAAUUAGAGAAGAUACAACAGGCGCCGUGCUGCUUAUGGGACAGAUCGCUGACCCAAGUGUUGUUUCUGUUUGAUGGGGUUGUUAAUGUCUUAGUACAGCUUUACUUCAAAUGCCCUAUGUUAUUAGUAUUUUAA
This is a messenger RNA of Erigeron canadensis, 1318 nucleotides long. Its product is annotated as serpin-ZX-like. The transcript has 2 exons. Gene Ontology annotation, molecular function: serine-type endopeptidase inhibitor activity. The record is from RefSeq and is a predicted model, not a curated record. Lineage: Eukaryota; Viridiplantae; Streptophyta; Magnoliopsida; Asterales; Asteraceae. Bases 1 to 1257 code for a protein of 418 amino acids.